Corylus avellana is the source of this 621-nucleotide messenger RNA. Lineage: Eukaryota; Viridiplantae; Streptophyta; Magnoliopsida; Fagales; Betulaceae. The record is from RefSeq and is a predicted model, not a curated record.
AUGCACCCAUCUGUUUAUAGUCUACAGCUACAUCUUGAGAAUCAACAAGCUAUUAGUUUUUGCAAAUCUGACAAUCUCACUCAUCUGGUUAACAAUGACACCUCAGCAAAAUCAAUGUUGACUGAAUUUUUCUCUAAGAAUAAGGUAGAUGAAAAUGCACAAAGAUUAUUGUAUAAAGAAUAUCCUGAGCAUUAUGUUUGGAAUCAACGGGACAAAAUAUGGACUCUAAGAAAGAAACAAAGUGUGAUUGGUACAGUUGUUGCAGCAAAUCUAAUUGAAGGUGAAAGAUAUUAUUUGCGACUACUCUUAAAUCAUAUAAGGGGGCCAUCAUCAUUUGAAGACUUAAAACAAGUUGGUGGAAUUAUGGCAUCUACAUUUCGUGAAGCUGCUUCGUUACAUGGACUAUUAGAAGCAGACAACAGUUUAGAGAAAUGUUUAGAAGAAGCAUCUUCAUAUCAAAUGCCUUAUAGUUUAAGGCGUUUAUUUGCCACCAUAUUAGUCUACUGUAAUCCUAGCAAUCCUAGAGCAUUAUGGGAACAAUUCGAGGAGAGCAUGUCUGAAGAUUUCAAGAAGUCAAAGGGCCUUAUAACAACCCUUAGUGUAACAUCCCCAGCCCGUUAG